AGGUUGCACCACCGCCUGCGUAUCCAACCGAAGUGACGUUUCGUUUGACACGUCGUCACACGCGCCACACUUGUAACGUUACUGCGCAUGCGCCGAAGUUAAAGUUUUAACAGAAGGUUACUUCGGUUUCUUACGAACAUCGUUCGUGUGUCAAUUCGAUUAUUUUCUAUUAAAAUAUUAUUGAAAAUGUCUGGAAAAUCAAAAGCAUUUACUAAAGAAGAAGAAUUAUUACUUCAAGACUUUUCACGAAAUGUUUCUACCAAAUCUUCGGCAUUAUUUUAUGGCAAUGCACUUAUAGUAUCUGCUAUACCAAUUUGGUUAUUCUGGAGGAUUCAUAUGAUCGAUUUAUAUGCCAAUUUGGUUUCUUUCGUAUUGGUUACUUUAAUAAGCACUUAUACACUUGCACUUGCUUAUAAGAAUACCAAAUUCAUUCUCAAACACAAAAUUGCAGUAAAAAGAGAAGAUGCAGUUACCAAGGAAAUGAAUCGCAAGCUUGCUGAAGAUAAGAAAAUGAGUAAAAAGGAAAAAGAUGAAAGAAUUUUGUGGAAGAAAAAUGAAGUAGCCGAUUACGAAGCAACAACCUUUUCGAUUUUCUACAACAACGCUUUAUUCCUCGCUUUUGUCAUAGUAUCUUCGUUUUACGUUUUAAGAGCAUUUUCUCCAGCAGUAAAUUAUAUACUUUCCGUUGGUGCAACUAGUGCAUUAUUAGCAUUGUUAUCUACAGGUUCUCAAUAAUAAUAAUAAUAAUAAUAAUAUUAAUACAAUAAUUCCAUCACUUUCAUUUACUUUGUAAAAAAAACAAU
Molecule: messenger RNA, 803 nt
Organism: Polistes dominula (European paper wasp)
Lineage: Eukaryota; Metazoa; Arthropoda; Insecta; Hymenoptera; Vespidae
Product: translocon-associated protein subunit gamma
Biological process (GO): SRP-dependent cotranslational protein targeting to membrane
Cellular component (GO): endoplasmic reticulum; membrane
Source: RefSeq, a predicted model, not a curated record